AUGGCAUCCCCGCCGCCUGCUUCCACUGCGUCACAGGGCGCGACAUGGGACUCUGCACUACUCCGCGAAGCCGGUACAGCUAUGGGAGAGGAGUCAAAGGCUAAGGGCGCUCACGUGAUUACUGGUCCAACUAUCAAUAUCCAGCGUUCGCUGCUUGGUGGGCGUGGGUUCGAGAGUUUGUCUGACGAUCCGGUGCUUGCUGGUGUGGGGGCUGCGAGCUUGGUCAAUGGAAUACAGGAUACCGGUGUUGUGGCGUGUAUUAAGCACUUUGUUUGUAAUGACCAGGAGCAUGAGAGGAAUGCUGUGGAUGUGAUUAUUACCGACAGGGCAAUGAGAGAGAUCUACUUGCUUGCGUUCCAGAUUGCGGUCAGGGAGAGCAAGCCUGGUUCGUUCAUGACGGCCUAUAACAAGGUCAAUGGCACACACGUCAGCGAGAACCCGAAGAUACUGAAGAAUAUCUUGAGGGGAGAGUGGGCUUGGGAAGGCAUGACAAUGUGCGAUUGGUAG
Messenger RNA from Pseudogymnoascus destructans, 507 nucleotides. RefSeq lists its product as uncharacterized. The record is from RefSeq and is a predicted model, not a curated record. The coding region runs from base 1 to 507 and encodes 168 amino acids. The transcript has a single exon. Gene Ontology annotation, biological process: glucan catabolic process. Gene Ontology annotation, molecular function: beta-glucosidase activity. NCBI's taxonomy places the organism in Eukaryota, Fungi, Ascomycota, Leotiomycetes, Thelebolales, Thelebolaceae.